This is a messenger RNA of Aspergillus mulundensis, 1026 nucleotides long. RefSeq names its product RTA1 domain-containing protein. The coding region runs from base 1 to 1026 and encodes 341 amino acids. The record is from RefSeq and is a predicted model, not a curated record. NCBI's taxonomy places the organism in Eukaryota, Fungi, Ascomycota, Eurotiomycetes, Eurotiales, Aspergillaceae. The transcript is spliced from 2 exons. Gene Ontology annotation, cellular component: membrane.
AUGUACAUCAAAAACCCCGAUCUGACCAAGCGCGACACCGACUCGGACGACGAAGAUUGGAGCCUCUUCUUCUUCACCCCUUCCCUCGCCGCUGCGAUCCUCUUCGCCGUGCUGUACCUCAUCCCACUCAUCUACCACAGCUACAUCUCCUGUGUUGCCUACAAGAAGACGAGCAACAAGUACUUCCGCUACAGCUUCUCGGCGCCUAUAAUCAUCGCCACGCUGAUCGAGAUCAACGGGUACGCGCAGCGCAGUGCGAGCACACAGUCCGUGCAGGAUAUCGGGCUCUUUGCAACGAGUCAGACGAUGAUUGUCCUUGCGCCGGUGCUUGUUUGUGCGAGUUUGUACGUGCUCUUGGGCCGGGUGAUUCGGUCGACUUGUUCACCACAGCCACAACCGCAAGGGCAUGGGCAGGAUCGAGGUGGGAGGAGGCGGAGGAGACGCACUGGGACGGGUACCGGUAUUGCUAGGGAAGAGGAAGGAAGAGCAUCUGAGAAAGCCGCCGACGCAAAAGUCGCAGGCUUCAUCCGCAUCUCGCACCUCCCCAAGAUCUUCAUCACGCUCGACGUCGCGGCCAUGCUGACACAGGGCGGGGGGAGCGCGAUUGCGGCGUCGGGAGAGUGGGAGGGGACACUCGAGGAGAUUGGGACGGGCGUGUUGAUUGGUGGGUUAGCGCUGCAAGUCGCGACAUUCAGUGCGUUUCUUGCAGUGGUCAUCAAGUUCCAUCGACGGGUUCUGGAGAGGAGGGAGGAGGGGAUGCGCAUGGUUCUGAGGGGCGUUUAUAUUGCGGGGUUCUUUAUCAUGGUCCGCUCCAUCUUCCGUCUGAUUGAGUUUGCACUUGGUACAGAAUCGUAUGUCAUGACGCAUGAGUGGCCGCUGUAUGUGCUUGAGGCGGUGCCGAUGCUGAUUGCGUUCAUGGUGCUGGGGUGGUAUCAUCCGUCUAGGUGGCUUUCCGCUGAGGCUUCGGGGGAGUCGAAGGCGAGGGCGUGGUAUGAGAGGCAUCGGGGUGGGUUCUUUCAGAAGUAG